CUCCCCGCCGCCGCUAUAAUUUUCUCUUUCGCGCCAUUCUUCCUCUUGGGAAAGCAUCAUUGAGACAGCCAUCAGCCGUCAGAUCCUCUCCCGACCCCUUCUAGUCCGACGCUGUCCUCUACACCUAUCCCAAAAAUGGCUGCUAACGGCUCCUCUGCCCCCGUCGUCCCCCCUCGCGGUGAGGUCCUCGCCGCCGCCGACGCCAUCAAGUUCCUCGAGCAGUACCCUCGCGGCGACGGCCUCUCGCUCAGCGAGCUCAUGGACUCGCAGGUCCACGGCGGUCUUACCUACAAUGACUUCCUCAUGCUCCCCGGCCACAUCGACUUCCCCGCUUCCGAGGUCUCGCUCCAGACGCGUGUGACUCGCAACAUUGUCCUGAACGCGCCGUUCCUCUCCUCGCCCAUGGACACGGUUACCGAGGACCGCAUGGCGAUUGCUCUCGCGUGCCACGGCGGCCUGGGUAUCAUCCACCACAACUGCUCUGCCGAGGAGCAGGCCGCCAUGGUCCGCAAGGUCAAGAAGUACGAGAACGGCUUCAUCACCGACCCCAUCUGCCUGGGCCCCAACGGUGUGGUCGGCGACGUCCUUGAGAUCAAGAACAAGUUUGGCUUUUGCGGUGUGCCCAUCACCGACUCGGGCAAGAUUGGCGGCAAGCUCCUUGGCAUUGUCACCGGCCGUGAUGUCCAGUUCCGUGACGAGAAGACCCCUCUUAAGGAGGUUAUGACCCCCCUUAAGGACGUCGUUACCGGCAACGCCGAUAUUACCCUCGAGCAGGCCAACACUAUCCUCCGCGACUCGAAGAAGGGCAAGCUCCCCAUCAUCGACGACUCGGGUCUUCUUGUUGCCCUUGUCGCUCGCUCCGACCUGCUCAAGAACCAGAACUACCCCCUUGCAUCCAAGGUCCCCUCCAGCAAGCAGCUUUACUGCGGUGCCGCUAUCGGCACCCGCCCUGGCGACCGUGACCGCCUCAAGCUUCUCGUUGAGGCUGGCCUUGACGUCGUUGUCCUCGACUCGUCGCAGGGCAACUCGGUGUACCAGAUCGAGUUCAUCCAGUGGAUCAAGAAGACGUUCCCCAAGCUCGAAGUCAUUGCCGGCAACGUCGUGACUCGCGAGCAGGCCGCUCAGCUCAUCGUCGCUGGCGCUGACGGUCUCCGUAUCGGCAUGGGCUCUGGCUCGAUCUGUAUUACUCAGGAGGUUAUGGCCGUCGGCCGCCCCCAGGGCACGGCCGUGCACGCCGUUUCCGAGUUCGCUUCUCGCUUCGGCGUCCCCACCAUCGCCGACGGCGGUAUCGGCAACAUCGGCCACAUCGCCAAGGCGCUCUCGCUCGGCGCCUCCGCCGUCAUGAUGGGUGGCAUGCUCGCCGGCACCACCGAGUCGCCCGGCGAGUACUUCUACCACGAGGGUAAGCGCGUCAAGGUGUAUCGCGGCAUGGGGUCGAUCGAGGCGAUGGAGCACACCCAGACGGCCGGCAAGGGCGGCAAGGCGGGCCUCGCCGCCAACAACGCCGCGACGGCCCGCUACUUCUCCGAGGCCGACACGGUCAAGGUCGCGCAGGGCGUCUCGGGCGACGUCCAGGACAAGGGCUCGGUCAACAAGUUCGUGCCCUACCUCUACACCGGGCUGCAGCACUCGCUGCAGGACUCGGGCGUGCGCUCGAUCACCGACCUCCAGGAGGGCUGCCGCUCGGGCAAGGUGCGCUUUGAGCUGCGCACGGCCAGCGCCCAGCUCGAGGGCGGCGUCCACGGCCUCAACUCGUACACCAAGCGUCUCUUUGCCUAGACGUGGCCCGUGUCGCGUAAUUAUUUAGAUCUGUUGGGCAUGAUGUACUUUUAUGCAUAGGUAUGGUACAACUGGGAAAUGCAGCGGCGGAUGGCAGG
Cutaneotrichosporon oleaginosum is the source of this 1877-nucleotide messenger RNA. RefSeq lists its product as uncharacterized. NCBI's taxonomy places the organism in Eukaryota, Fungi, Basidiomycota, Tremellomycetes, Trichosporonales, Trichosporonaceae. Gene Ontology annotation, molecular function: IMP dehydrogenase activity. Gene Ontology annotation, cellular component: cytoplasm. Gene Ontology annotation, biological process: GTP biosynthetic process. The record is from RefSeq and is a predicted model, not a curated record.